Nicotiana attenuata is the source of this 979-nucleotide messenger RNA. RefSeq names its product protein CRABS CLAW. Gene Ontology annotation, biological process: cell fate commitment; floral meristem determinacy; style development. Lineage: Eukaryota; Viridiplantae; Streptophyta; Magnoliopsida; Solanales; Solanaceae. Bases 129 to 674 code for a protein of 181 amino acids. The transcript is spliced from 7 exons. Gene Ontology annotation, cellular component: nucleus. The record is from RefSeq and is a predicted model, not a curated record.
UUUAUCUGUUGUUUCCUUUGCUAUAACCCUAAUAUUCCAAAAAAGUAUCCAGCUGGUUACAAAGCUCAAACCCUAGCUAGAUAUUGCUCUCUGCCCAUAUACUAGUCUUCAUACUCCAAAAUAAAAAUAUGUCUUCUUCUUCUCCUAGUUCUGCUAGCUCUUGUGUCAACUUGGAAGCUGCUGAUAGAAACUCCAUGGAUUUGGUUCAAUCUUCUGAACAUCUUUGUUAUGUCCGUUGCAGCUUCUGCAACACUGUUCUUGCGGUUGGAAUUCCAUACAAGAGGCUGUUGGAUACAGUGACAGUGAAAUGUGGGCAUUGCAGUAACCUUUCCUUUUUAAGCACAAGACCUCCACUUCAAGGCCAAUGUUUUGAUCACCAAACCGCUCUUCAGCAUCAAGCUUUCUUCAGCGAUUUCAAGAAGGGCCAGUCUUCAUCUUCAUCUUCAAGUGAACCCUCGUCUCCAAAGGCACCUUUUGUUGUAAAACCUCCUGAGAAGAAGCACAGGCUUCCAUCUGCCUACAAUCGGUUCAUGAAGGAUGAGAUACAACGCAUCAAAGCAGCAAAUCCAGAGAUUCCACACCGAGAGGCUUUCAGUGCAGCAGCCAAAAAUUGGGCUAGGUACAUUCCUAAUACUCCAAAUGGGACCUUGGCUGAGAGCAGCAACAAUGCCUAGAUGUUGGAGGAGUAGUGAAGCAAAAUUUGGGAUCUACUGGGAGAUAUUAUGAGGCCACUCGGAAGAAAAUAUAUUUAUGUUUGACUUUAAUUUGUUUGUCUUGUUCGCAAACUUCUUACUGCUGGUACUCUAUAUUUUUAUCAUGGAGGAUUAAUUAGUCUCUACUUAUUUGCUACUUUCAACUUCCGUAGCAAAAAAUAUGUAUUCCUAAAUAUAUUUGCUUUCUGGUUUUUAGUUGCAUCCUUCUCGAUCGAUUGGACUUUUAGCUUAUUACGAAUUUGAAAAGCUUUAUUUUGCCUCUUGAA